GCCCCUUCGCCGGGCCCCCGGCAGUUUCCGGCCUGAGAGGAAGCGCUGCUGCGGGGCGGCCGGCGAGAGAGAGCUGAGGCGGAGGAGGGAGCGGCCAUGGCGGUGCCGGCAGGGAGCUCGGCCUUGACGGUGACGGUGACGUACGGUAAUGAAAAACAUAGUCUUCAAGUUGGUUCUCAAGAAGAAGGUAAACAGCCAACUGUACGUGAUAUGGCUCUCUUAAUUGAACAACUAACUGGAGUUCCAUUGUCCUUUCAGAAGCUGAUAUAUAAAGGAAGGUCCCUAAAAGAAAUGGAGCAGCCGUUGUCCACAUAUGGAGUGAAAAAUGGUUGCAAAGUCAUGCUUAUUGGGAAAAGGAAGAGUCCUGAUGAAGAAGCUGAACUGAAGAAAUUAAAAGAUUUAGAACUAUCAGUGGAACAAGCAGCCAAGAAAAUAGAAGAAGUCAAUAAAGAACUUGGAGGUAUUCAGAAAGGUUUUCUGGCAAAGAAUCUUCAAAUUGAAGCACUUCACCAGCUGGACAAACGGAUAAAGGGAACUGCUGAGCAGUUCAUGAAAAUUCUGGAGCAGAUUGAUGCUAUUACUCUUCCCGACAACUACAGUGACUGUAAACAGAAAAAAAAGGGACUAGUGAAAAAGGUUCAGGCUUUCCUCGCACAGUGUGAUACAGUGGAGGGAAGUAUUGGCCAAGAGAUGGAUAAACUACAAUCGAAGAAUAUGGCCCUGGCAGAAUGAGGCAUUUUAAAGUAACUAGAAGAAGUAAUUGCUCUGUGAGCAAGAAGAAAAGAUUGCUCUUCAUUUUGGAGCACUUGUGUAGUGUUCGAAAUUUUAUCUUAAGCAGACUCUGGUAAGGCUGUUGCAUGUCAGCCGUUGCUUGCUUACUGUCAUAUGUUCUGCUUACAGCCCUUGUUUUGAAAGACUCAAUCCUGCAAUUUUACUUGAAUAUAGUCAAGGAUGUCUUUGUGUGAUCAUAAAUGUUACCUAAAUGUUGCUUUCCUUUAUAAAUCAUUAAGAGUAGUAAUUGAUGUUGACAUUGUAAAGUACUUGUACGCCUUCUGAAUCUUACUUUCAGAAGACUUAGAGGAAUGUACUGAAAGCUACUUUUAAUUACUGGCUGAACAUCACUCAGCUCUGAGAAUCAUUAUAUUGCUGUGAUCUUUGUGUAUACAUUCAGUAUUCUUGGGCAGGUAAAGACACAAAAAUGAGGGUAAUUUUUGUAUCCAACUUCCUGUUUUCUUUGAUGGCCAAAAAAAAUCUUCCUGAUAUGUGCCCUGUCUUAAGUAAAAAAGCAGGCCUUUUGGAGUUCAGAACCUGCUUCAGACUUUCUGGGCCCAAUUUGUUCUUCAUCCUUUUCUUUCAUUCAUUCAGCUCCUUCUUUCUUUACACCAAGCACUGUGUGGGAGGGUAAAAAAUAUGUGAUCAAGUUACCCGAUUCAUAUAUUUGGCCUAUAAGAUCCAAGUCAUGUCUACCGAAUGCUGGCAUUAUACUUGGGCUCUGCCAAAUGGUGUAGUGAUUUUUCAUCCAAGUACUAUAUCCUUUCCAAAUUGUUCAUCUGUAUCCGCUCUUGAACAAAACAGCAUACAGCUUGAAGCCAAAUACUAAAUAGCAGGUGAGAGACAUGUAAUACCAAGUUGCUUCUGUAAUCUGUAGUUGAUGAGCACUUUGGUGCCAGGACUAUGUGUAGUAUAUUGCUUCCAUCCAGCACAGUAGCAAGCAAAAAAAGCAUCAAUUGUCAAGAGUCAUUCUACCUUUCAACCUUAAAUCUCAGUGUCACACUGAGAUAUGGUCUGUAACAGCUCACUAUCAUGAGAAUAAAAUGGGCACAAAAGCAAA
Molecule: messenger RNA, 1831 nt
Organism: Anolis sagrei ordinatus
Lineage: Eukaryota; Metazoa; Chordata; Lepidosauria; Squamata; Anolidae
Gene: BAG1
Product: BAG cochaperone 1
Biological process (GO): protein stabilization
Cellular component (GO): membrane; cytoplasm; cytosol
Molecular function (GO): protein-folding chaperone binding; adenyl-nucleotide exchange factor activity
Source: RefSeq, a predicted model, not a curated record